This is a messenger RNA of Mytilus trossulus (common blue mussel), 3616 nucleotides long. RefSeq names its product putative ferric-chelate reductase 1. Lineage: Eukaryota; Metazoa; Mollusca; Bivalvia; Mytilida; Mytilidae. The coding region runs from base 145 to 1437 and encodes 430 amino acids. Gene Ontology annotation, cellular component: membrane. The record is from RefSeq and is a predicted model, not a curated record. The transcript has 13 exons.
AUUCCUUUGGGCGUGACAACCUUAAAAAACUGGUAAAAUAUUGGAUUGAGUACAUAUUGAUGGAUUUAUAGACUGUCUUGGAUUAUUUGUUCUUGUAAAGGAAGCUGCAAAUAUUUCUACUGGUGUCUAGUGCAAGUAUAAACCAUGGGAAGAUUUGUAUAUUACUGUCUGGCAGUUUGUAUACUGAGUAAAUCACUAGUGGCAUUUAAACAGAAUACAGAGUGUGGCUCCAGUGUAGGAUGCUAUAGUGAUUGUUCAGGGGAUUGUACAUUUGAAGUCACAUGGAGAGAGGUGGGAACAAAGAUGGAGAUCAGUAUGAAGGCUUCAUUGGCUUCAUUAUCUAGUGGUGGUGACUGGAUAUCUGUGGGUCUGUCCAGUGAUGAGAAAAUGGGAUCAGACUCUGUUUUUGAUUGCAUAACAGAUGGUACUCAGGUCCUAGUAGAAAGGUCCACAAACCCAGCCAGAUUCAAUCUUCAAAUAUCUCCAAGAGAUUCCUGGAUUACAAUAAAAACAAACAGUUACUCGUCAGGGAUUUUGAUGUGUUCAUUUGAAGCUGAGAAGAGUAACGCAGCAGGAAUUGAUUUUGAUACAGACUGGUAUAUGUUCUUUGGAACAGGAGAAUGGAAUCAAGCUAGUAAAAAAAAGCAUAGCAUCACACCCAAGAUAUCUUCAGAGAAAGUUGAUCUUCAAAAGUAUGAUGUCAUAGGUGGAUCACCACAGAAUAUUAUGUUGAAACUUCAUGGUAUCAUGAUGAUAAGUGCCUGGAUAUUAUGUGCCAGUAUUGGAGUUGUUGUAGCAAGAUAUUAUAAACCGGUCUGGUUAGAGAAAAAGUUUCUUGGGGAAAAAGUUUGGUUCACGCUACACAGGGGUGUUAUGGUUCUAGCUGUAUUAUUCUGUAUUGCUGGAUUUACCAUCAUUUUUGUGGACAGAGGAACAUUCCAGGAGAUCGAGUCUGAUUCAGAUUUCAAGAAAGCACAUCCUUUCAUUGGUAUUAUAGUCAUGUGUUUGGCAAUCAUUCAGCCUGUGAUGGCUGUGUUUAGACCACACCCAGGAGAUAACAACAGAAUUAUAUUUAAUUGGGCUCAUUGGGGAGUAGGCAUUGUCUCACAUUUCCUAGGAGUACUGAACAUUUUAAUUGGAGUAUUAUUAGAUGCAAUGCAGAUGCCAAUUUGGGUGGUAUAUGUUGUGGUAGCUUAUGCUGUUUACCAAUUUCUCAUAGAAUUUGUCCUGGAAAUUUAUGACUGUGUGUCAAGAAGAAAAAGUGCAUCUGAAGCAUACGAGAUGAGAGAAAGGGACAGUCUGUCGAAACAAGAUACGAAGCAAGAUUCUGAGUACAAUGUGAAGAAGACUAUCCUUGGAAUCCACAUUACUGUGAUCUGUCUUUUCGCCAUAGCCCUCAUUAUAUUGGUUUCUAUGGAUCUCUCUAUUUAUAUUUAAUGAUCAAUAUAAACAGAAGAAGAACAUGUAGAUUAUAGAUAAAAAUUUAUCCUUAGGAUUUUUUACCUUGGUUUCAACUCACUACAUCUUGAAUUGCAAUUAUACAUAUAACUUUUUUCUUUUAGAAAUGUUAUCAUCUACUCAUACUUAAACAUAUAUUUUUAUAGUCUUUGAAUGAACUUCUACUGAGAAAAUAGCUAAAACAAACUUGUGGUAAAUAUUUAUACUUUUACAAUUGUUUACUUUAGAGUUUUUUUAUCCAUUAUAAAGAGUGUGUGUUCUGACAUUGUUUUGAACUGGUAUAAAUCAAAGAAUUUGCGAUUGACUUGGAUUAGUUCCCUUGAUAAACUGAACAUUUUUUUGUCAAAACUUUAUUGCAUUUCGAAAAUGUAAAACUUGAGUUUAAGAAAAACAUUUUUAGAGAUAAAUCAUCUAAAAUAUAUAAUAUGAUUCAUAUUGUACAAAAUUUAAGAUUUUAUAAUUCAAUAGUUGAUUUUUCAAAUAGAUACAUCGUCCACUUUUAAGCUCUAAAUUUCUGAAUGAUAUUAUAUACAAUAGACUCCAUUCCAAUUAUCAUCUAUACUCAUCAAACUCCCUUAGGACAUGAAGCCAACAAUUCAAAGGUUGUAUAUCCAUUCAAGGUUGUUAAAAAUUCCUGUUGUACCAGUUAUCAUCAUCUGAUAUUAUACAGUGAUUGAUUAAAUCUUGUAGAAUCAAGCACUGUACAAGAAUGUAUAAAAUACCUCUGAUAAACAUUUGUUUUAUAUCUACACUUUUGAAGAGCUUGCAUGUAGUUUUUAUUAUAUUUUUAAUAUGUUUUUUAAAUAUUUUUCUUAAUAGAGUCAACUUUGGAAAUACAUAAAAGUGUACACCCUGUAGCAAAACUUUACAAAUUUUACAAAAUACUACUGGUUUUAGAUUAUAUGACCUUAUAUAAAAUGAAGGAUUGGUUUCAGUUUAGUGUAACAGAUAAUCUAUGUACUAUUUUCAGCACGGUAGAACUAGAGAAAGACACAGUAUAACUUGUGGUUGAAAUAUUUUGAAUAAUUAUGUUACCUUACUUAAAAAGACUAUAUAUAAAAACUUAAGAAGAUAUUUUUUGUUUAAGAUUUUAUUUUUAUAAAAUCUUAUUCUUGGUGAAUGAGAAUUUAGAUAUGUGUAUGCCAUAGGUGCUGGUCACUAGUGUUAUGUUAUAUAUAUGGGUUUUUUCAUGUUAUUUACUUUUUCACCAUACUGAUAAAAAUUAUACAAAGGUUAGCAGCAAUAUAUAUUUUAUGUUAUUCAUGGAAAAUAUCCUUUUGAAUCCCCUCGGAAUAAGCCUGUUUGUAAAUGGAGGUGUUGAUUAAUUUUUUACAUGAGUAACAACUUUUUUAACAUAAUUAUACUAAGUGUAACUGUUACCCUUGUACGUCUGUAAGUACGUACUUCCCAAAAUUGGCUUCUGGUCUUAUCAAUUUUAUAGCCUUUGGUUUGACAUGACUUAGGUUUGAAAACAUUUAUACCUCUCUCACUUAAGAUCCAGACCACCAAGACAGUUACUACUAUACAAGUAACAAAUUGUUUUAUAUAUAAUGAAAUCCUUUUGUUCAACCAGCUUACCAUAGUUAUUGCUCUUUUUAUAAUGAAAUCCUUUUGUUCAACCAACUUACCAAAGUUAUUGCUCUUUUUUUAAUGAAAUCCUUUUGUUCAACCAACUUACCAGAGUUAUUGCUCUUUUUUUACUUUAUCAUAUAUAUGAAUGAAAUCUGAUGUUUGAAGCCACUAAGUGGCUUUGAACCUGAAAACUGUAAAUUUCUUCUGAACGUUUUCAUGUUGUAUGCAUAAGAUGAUGAAUUUACGUUUAUUUUGUAACAGCAAUUUAUGUGGAAGGUGGUAUCCCAGAUAACCACUAAAAGCAGUCUUUUUUUUGUGUAGACUUUUUAAAUUAUAAUAAUUGAAUAAGAAAUUAAAGUGUUCUGUGAACAUUGGUUGGAUAGAUUUUGGUGGAUACUAUUAGUAGAUGAAGCAAUGUUUAAAUUAGGUACUGGUGAUAAAUUUUGUUAAGUAUGGUAGUUGACCAUUAUUGUGAAAAUAUGUUUUCUAAACUUUUGAUAGAGUUUCAAUAUACAGAUGUUUUAUAUAAAGGUUUUAUCGAUUUAUAUAUUGUAUUUUGGGAAAUAAACUUUUUUGACAAGCACAA